Prunus armeniaca (apricot) is the source of this 249-nucleotide messenger RNA. The record is from the annotation of a GenBank genome assembly. NCBI's taxonomy places the organism in Eukaryota, Viridiplantae, Streptophyta, Magnoliopsida, Rosales, Rosaceae.
AUGUUAGGUUGCUGUUAUUUGGGAAACUCAAGCCAUUACCCUCAUGUGAUAAUCAUAAGCACGCCUUGUCUGUUGUUGGCGGCAUGGGAUAACAGAGGUGGCUAUUCAACAUUAUCUACUAGUUCUGGAGGGACAUUACAUGGCGCGAAAGUUCCAACGGUGGAUAAUUUGGGUGGAGUAGCAGAAGAGGAUUUUGACAAUUAUAGUAGGGUGGAGGUGGAGCUGCUAUGGGAUAGAGUUAGAUUUUGA